Oncorhynchus nerka (sockeye salmon) is the source of this 4623-nucleotide messenger RNA. RefSeq lists its product as uncharacterized. The record is from RefSeq and is a predicted model, not a curated record. Bases 682 to 2751 code for a protein of 689 amino acids. The transcript has 8 exons. Lineage: Eukaryota; Metazoa; Chordata; Actinopteri; Salmoniformes; Salmonidae.
UUUAGGGGACGACAGUUAGCUAGAAUCGAUAGCUAGCUACAACGUUUCAAAAUGUAUAUAUUCAUGUUUUACGCAUUGUAGCUUUGGUUCAAAGUCCCAAUCCUGCGUAGACUUCAAGUAUUGUUUCGAUCAUUUGCAGUGAAAUGUUGGUGACGUUAACUAAUUUAAUUAAUCGAAUCAUUUACAGAGAUAGCUUGUAGGAAAUGAUUAGCUAGCGAGCUUGUUUUGUUGCUAGCAAGAGUAAUGGGAGCAACAAUGGGAAAAGGGGAUACCUAGCCAGUUGCACAACAAUGUAUUCAACCGAUAUGUGUCUUCAGCAUAAUUUGGUAGUAAUGUAACUAGUUAGUGAUCCAGUAUCUACUAGCUAUGUUGACAUUGUUUUUUGAGUUGCCAAGAUAGCUGUAGUUUUAGGGUAAUUAGCUAAUAUGAUUGUUCUUAGUAAAAUUCAUAUCACUCAGUGUGUUUCUCUGGUUGACGCUCCAAGCGAGUGCGGCUUCGAGAUGUUGUGGUCAUAUCAAUUAUCAGAGAGGAAUAAAUUAAACAAUAACUUACACUAGAAAAUCUUUGACAAUACCCAGUUUUUGUGUUUUUUUAAUAGACUAGCUACAUACAAUCCCAUAGAGCUCUAACCUGUGGUUGGUGUCUAAAGUCACCGAGACAACCAGGUAGAGCUGUGCCAGAAUGGAUGUCCAGUUGUCCAUCAGCUUCCUGAGGGACAGACUGGGCGGGGCCAUUGACGAGGCAGUGCGUACAGCAGUGGAGUCUGUGCUGUGUGAGACUGUGCGUCUGUUAACCGGGCUCCAAGGGGACCAGCAGCAUGGACUUUCCUCAGUGACCCAGAGGGACCAGGACACCCUGGGACUGAAGCAGAGGUUUGAGGCCCCCAGUGGGGGUGACUGGAGGGUGCAGGCUGGGUCUUCAGGGACAUUCUGUAACACAGGACCGAGGGUUAGUGGUGGGCGCUGCAACACUAAGAAUCCAAUGGGUCAGACCACUUGCUCAACCUCCCAAGCAUCACAAAGGACCACCGUGGAGCCCCAUCCCCAGGAGGUGGUGGAGGACUGUGCUGGACUGCCUGACCCGUUUGACCUUGUGUCGGCUGGGCCAGUGAUGGUGGACUAUGAGGAGGGUCAGGGCAUGGGGAUCCCAGAGGAGUGGGAACUGAUGAACAGAGUGUACAAGACGGAGCACAAUGAAGACAUGGCCCUUAUUGAUGGGGGCAGUAGCACUCAAUUUGCAGAUGACCACAGGCUGCAUGAAGGAGACCAGAGGACUGUGGCUGUGCCCCUGGAGGGAGAGAUGGCUGCCAAGCCCCAGGACGCAUUGCACCCCUGCUUCAGCCCAGCCAACAUCAAAACAGAGCGACCUGAGAUAGAGAGAUGCUGCAUGGCUGAGGAGGCCCUUGCUCUGCCUCUGGCUCAUCCUGCCAAUAGUGGUGUGGAGGCCGGUGAGUUUGGGCAGGAGCAGGUGGAGGCUGGUCCACAGGACUUUGUAGGUCGCCUGCGCCUGUGGCUGGAGCAGCUGUGUCCUGAGGUGGUCCGGGAGUACGAGAGGGAGGGCUGUCUGUGUGAGCUGUCCCGCAGGAAGCUUAUCAAGUUCUCUGUGUCCUUCAUCGUGGAGGAGUUUGGAUUCUACCCUACCUCUGCUCAGAAGACCAUGCUGGCAGAGCACAUAGUGGAGCUCUUCCCAGGACUCAGGCUCUGUGCACCCUCUGCUGGCAUCAACGGCAUAGAACACUUGUACGACCCUUUGUCCCGUACGGGUUACAUUGAGACGCGCCUGCGCAACUCUCGACGCACCCUUGAAGACCACAAGAAGAAGUAUGUGCUGAAGAGGCGUCGGCCAGAGCCAGGCUUGGCGGACCCUCCUGUACCUAGAUUGGGGUCUGGGCUCCUGGAGAGACAGUCCAGUGAGGAGACCCAGAGGUGGAUGGAGCUGAUGAAGAGAACCAGGCCCCUGACCAGGAACCUGCCUGCCAUCCACAGUGCUAUGGACCUCACAUUCAACGCACGCAGGAGGUGGAUCAGCAACACACGGCCUAGUAUGAGGGCUGUGUUGGCCGAGUACCCACGUUUUCUUGACGUUCCCACCACGAUUGACCUGGAGUUUGAGAGGAUGUUCCCAGGUAAAGGCCACUCCUUCCUGGCCCAGUGGUCGUCGUUCGUGUUGCCCAGGCUGUACCAGAUUGCAGAGUGUGAAAAACACCCGGACAUCUCUGCACUUCUCCAACUGGCUGCCACACAGCAAGGAGACUCCUACACCAUGACUAUGCUGAAAGUCCUGAUCUAUGUGCUACCACCAACAAACACCAGUAGAGCCUCCUUACCCACCAGGAGCAGUGUCAGGCAGGCCAUUCGGUAUCUGGUGGACAUUGUACCGAUAGACACCAUGGUGUCCUCCUUAUUCUGUGACCUUACCUCCUUGGAGGGCCCAGAGUCUGUGUCCCACGCUCAGCCCUACAUAUUGAGCGUGGGGCCCCUGGAGGCCCCUGGCCGGCAGCUUUGCAUCGUGUUCCCUGUUGAUAGGAUUGCAAUCCCCCUGCCUCAGGAGGGCCUGAGCAAUGCACUGGACAAGCUUUUCAAGCUUCUGCGUGUGUUUGAACUGGGGUACCCAGAUCAGCUAGCCUCCCUGUAUGGCUUCCUUGAGCACCUGUAUGGGCUGGAGAUGACCCCACAAGAUAACCAUGACUCCCCCAGUGGCAAGGGGUCAAAAGUGCUUGAACUUUUAUCACGGCUCCACAUGCCCUCCUGACAGAAGGCAUAGGUCUAUACAAGAAUUGAACUCGCCUCACAGACUUACCUUUUAUUUUUUAAAUAUUUUAUUAUAGCCGUCCUUUACAGAACACCUCCUUUACUAUGUUCUGGAUUUGCCCCAAAAUUAAAGUACAUCAGACUGAACUGAGCAAUGCUGAUGGAUCACUGGUGUUAUACCUUCAUUAUACAGUACCAGUCAAAGGUUUGGACACACCUGCUCAUUCAAGGGUUUUUCUUUAUUUUUAAUAUUUUCUACAUUGUAGAAUAAUAGUGAAUACAUCAAAACUAUGAAAUAACACAUAUGGCAUCAUGUAGUAACCAAAAAAGUGUAAAACAAAUAAAAAUAUAUUUUUGAUUCUUCAAAGUAGCCACCCUUUGCCUUGACAGCUUUGCACACUCUUGGCAUUCUCUCAACCAGCUUCAUGAGGUAGCCACCUGGAAUGCAUUUCAAUUAACAUGUGUGCCUUGUUAAUUUGUGAAUUUCUUUCCUUAAUAUAUUUGAGCCAAUCAGUUUUACUUGGUAAAAUACCAAAUCCUUAUUAUGGCAAGAAUAGCUCAAAUAAGCAAAGAGUUAGCAAAGAGACAGUCCAUCAUUACUUUAAGAAAUGAAGGUAGGUCAAUCUGGAAAAUUUCAAAAACUUUUAAAAUUACUUCAAGUGCAGUCACAAAAACAUUAAGCGCUAUGAUGAAACUGGCUCUCAUGAGGACCGCCACAGGAAAGGAAGACCCAGAGUUACCUCUGCUGCAGAGGAUAAGUUCAUUAGAGUUACCAGCAUCAGAAAUUGCAGCCCAAAUAAAUGCUUCAGAGUUCAAGUAACAGACACAUCUCAACAUCAACUGUUCAGGGGAGACUGCGUGAAUCAGGCCUUCAUGGUCAAAUUGUUGCAAAGAAACCAGUACUAAAGGACACCAAUAAGGAGAAGAGACUUGCUUGGGCCAAGAAACACGAGUAAAGGACAUUAGACCGGUGGAAUUCUGAGUCCGAAGUUGAGAUUUUUCGUUCCAACCGCCGUGUCUUUGUGAGACUCAGUGUAGGUGAAAGAAUGAUCUCUGCAUGUGUGGUUCCCACUGUGAAACAUGGAGGUGGUGUGGGGGUGCUUUGCUGGUGACACUGUCAGUGAUUUAUUUAGAAUUCAAGGCACACUUAACCAGCAUGGCUACCACAGCAUUCUGCAGCGAUACGCCAUCCCAUCUGGUUUGCGCUUUGUGGGACUAUCAUUUGUUUUUCAACAGGCACAACACACCUCCAGUGUUAUUUGACCAAGAAGGGGAGUGAUGUAGUGCUGCAUCAGAUGACCUGGCCUCCACAAUCACCCGACCUCAAUCCAAUUGAGAUGGUUUGGGAUGAAUUUGACCACAGAGUGAAGGAAAAGCAGCCAACAAGUGCUCAGCAUAUGUGGGAACUCCUUCAAGACUUUUAGAAAAGCUUUCCUCAUGAAGCUGGUUGAGGGAAUGCCAAGCGUGUGCAAAGGGUGGCUACUUUGAAGAAUGUCAAAUAAACAAAUAGAAAAAUAUGUUAACCAUUUUUUUGGUUACUACAUGAUUCCAUAUGUGUUAUUUCCUAGUUUUGAAGUCUUAACCAUUAUUCUACAAUGUAGAAAAUAGUAAAAAGAAAGUCAAACCCUUGAGUGAGUAGGUGUUUCCAAACAUUUGACUGGUACUGUAUAUUCACUGAGCUUCUCAUUGACAAUGCAAAUACUUGCAUAAAACUAACAUCUUGUAUGAAUUUUCUGUGGGGGGAAAUGAUACUGUAUGUUGUACUUUAGGAUACCUUUUCAGUUUUUGCUCAAUUGCUUUAGUAUUUAACUUGCUCAUGAUACUGUUGUGGUUUGCUUUUUUUUAAAUAAAAAAAAGAUUGAAUAUGUGAAAA